Molecule: messenger RNA, 498 nt
Organism: Arachis ipaensis
Lineage: Eukaryota; Viridiplantae; Streptophyta; Magnoliopsida; Fabales; Fabaceae
Source: RefSeq, a predicted model, not a curated record
AUGGCGAGUGCAAAUUGUGGUGCCUCAUGGAGUCGUGAGAGAAGAUGCGGUGGGGCUGAUGAGAGUUGGGGCAGUGGAAUGAGUGCCGACGGAAGCAUUCUGGAAGGAGCGUCGAGAAGGAUGAAGAAGAAGUUUGUUUCUCCAGUGUGCAAUUGCGGAUCAUACGCCAUUUUGUUCGAAUCUGGAACUUCAAAAAACCCUAGGAGGCUUUUCUUUGGUUGUUCCCAUUUUAAGAAGAACAGAGGACAUUGCAAAUACUUUGUCUGGCUAGAUGAGUAUGUUGCCUUAUUUUGUAUUGAUGAGGAGGUACAAGAUGCAGUAUCGGACUCAACGAAAAAGAUGGAAGAAAGAAUUGCAGAGAUAGAGAAGAAGAUGGAUGAGGUAAAAACCGAUGAAGUUAACAGUGGUGCUCUUAGCAGAUGGAAAGUGUUUGGGUUGAUCUUGUUGGGCAUUGUAAUAGGAAAGAGAUGUAGUAUUGUAACAGCUGCACAAUGUUAA